CGCCCGCAAAACUGUCGCUCUCCACCCGCUUCCAAAAACCCUAAUCCCGCCUUCUGUUGCCACGCCCCUUAAAACCCUAACCCUUUGAUCCGAUCUCGGCGCAAUCUCCGAUCGGGCGACGAUGGACGCUCGUCGACCGCCUCUCUCCACUGUGCUAGGCGCCUUGCCCUAAAUGCCAGAUUCUGUUCUUUGUGUUUUCUGAUCUCUCUCGGAUUAGAUUUGCCCCAAACUCAUACCCUGGCGACGGAAAGCGACUCCGCUGCGCCGGCAGCGGGUGCCGGCGUGGAUCCCGGAAAGGUGGUGGCGCACGAGCCGGCGGCAGCGAAGACUGGGCGGUCGCCGUGGAGGAAAACGACAAGUUCAGUGGAUGGCGAAAAGCCAGAUGACCCGGUGAUGGACGCAGAGUCAUGGCCCACGCUUGGAGAUGCCAGGGCCAGAGGUUCGCCGGAUUGUGCUGAUAAGGUGACUCCUGCUGCUGUGCCACCACCUAUGGCGAUGGGCAAUGCAGGUCCAGCUCCAUGGAAUGUGCCGCCUCCACCACCCCCUCCUCCAGUUCAGGGGUCGAUGGGCAUGCGCAAAUCUGGUGGAUUUGGAAGUAACAAUUCUUCCAAGCAUCACUCAGUGCAUUCUAACAAGCAUGGUCCCAGACGUAACACACUGGUUAAUGGUGGGCCAUCUUUUCCUGUACACUUUGCAUACCACCAACAACCAGGGCAACCAGUAUUCUAUCCAGUUUUACAACCUCAAACCCUGAUAGUUCAUGAUUAUGCUUAUCAGACAUGCCGCACACCAUUUCCUAAUGGUCAGCCACACAUUGUGAAAUCUGGGGAAUCUCAUAUGCCAGUUUUUGUCCCAACCGGUCAAGCUGGAGGAAAUGAGGGAAACAGAAAUCUUCAGCCACUACCACGAGGAGAUCCAAGUAAUUGGCAUCCCGGAGCUGGAUAUGGUGGUAGACCAUAUAAUGUUUGUGAACCUCCUAACAAUUUCAAUCAAACAUGGGGCAAUCAUCGGGCUUUUGGUCCGAGGGACAGCAUCAAUAUGCCACAAGCUAUUGGACCAAGAACUUUUAUUAGGCCAGUUCCACGAUUUGUUGGUCCUGCUCCUGGAUUCAUUAAUGGACCUGGUUUCACUGGUCCUCCCCCUCCCAUGUAUUAUGUGUCUCCUGCUCCUCUUGAAAUGAUGCAUGGCCCUCCUCGCUUUUCUUCACAUCCUUCUCCUCCUGUCUAUCCCAGUCUAACACCGGAGAUGGCUGCUUUGAGAACUAAUAUAGUCAGGCAAAUUGAGUACUAUUUCAGUGAUGAGAACUUGAAGACAGAUGUUUACUUGAUAUCAUUACUGGAUGAGCAGGGAUGGGUACCUAUAUAUAGAAUUGCGGAUUUCAAUAGGGUAAAGAAAAUGACAAAUAAUAUACCCUUGAUUCUGGAUGCUUUGCGGGGCUCAAGUUUGGUAGAAGUCAAGGAUGACAAAAUAAGGCGGCGUGGUGAUUGGUCUAAGUGGGUUAAGGUUUCAACUCAUGCUACAUUAUCUCCACAACCUCAGCCCAUGGAGAGCCAAUCUUCUGUCAGGGUGGAGAAUAUUGAUACUACUGAAACUAAUGGGCAUUGCAUUUCUCACAAUAGCCAUCAAGCUGUUACUGAAGAUAAUGAUGAAUAUUCAGAUCAAACAAAUCAUUGUCAUAUAAAGGAAACUAAUAAGUAUUCAGAAUUUAUUACUGGGGACAUGCCUACUAGUGAUGGAAAAAUAGUAUAUGAUAGAGAUAGCAAGAACAACAAGGAGGUAGAAUCUGGAUUAUUUUCUGAGGCCGGACAAAGAGAUCCUUGCAGUGGUUGUAGUUUUACACUUGGUAAUGACUCCACUGGAAGCUAUGUUGAUGUCAAUAUUAAAUUGGGUGAUGCUGUUAGCUCCAGAAAUUCAGAGGAUGCAGCCAACCUGUCAAGUAAUGAUCCUAAACUCGAGAAAAUUUUUUUCCAAACAGAGAGUUCUGGCACACAAAAUUCAGGUUUUGAUAGUGGUUUCCUGGAUGAGUCUCUUAUCUUCAAUGCGCAAAGCACAUUUAUGCUUGAUGAGGAGCUCGAAUUAGAGCAGACAACAAACGAGAUGGAACAUCUCUCUUUACGCAAAAGAGUUGAUGAUGAAGAGGAUGAAAUGGAUGUUAAUGAUCAAGAUGUGCAUAGACUCAUAAUUGUGACACAGGAUAUUAGGGGUGACCACGAUGAUAGGACUGGCUCAGGGCAAUCGGAGACAAUAUCGAAUGAACUUGCAUCUGCUAUCAAUGACGGACUUUAUUUUUAUGAGCAGCAGGAGUUGCAUGCCAAACGAUCUAGUAGUCGGAGGAAUAAGGUUGGAACAGUGAAUAAAUCUGGGGAAUCUAGAACUUCCAUCACUGCAUCCUCAUCUUUGCAUUUGAAGGCAAACAUAAAUAUUGGAAAUAAUGCCUCUGAAGAGGCUGGUCAAGCUAAUUCCCGAAGGCGCCAAAAUAAAGGCACCAGCAAAUCACACACCUCACAUAAACGGCGUCUUUUUCCAAGCAAUUUUAGAAAUUAUGGCAGUGGACGAAAUCAUCAUGGAAUUGUGUCUGAGAGCCCACCAAGCAACUCGGUUGGAUUUUUUUUCGGAUCAACGCCACCAGAAAAUCCCGGAUUGAUGUCAUCAAAGUUGAGUUGCUCUCCACAUAGUUUUCUUUCUGGGAGUCCACCUGUGGGAUCGAUGCCAAAAUCAUUUCCACCAUUUCAGCAUCCAAGUCAUCAGCUUUUAGAAGAAAAUCAAUUUAAGCAGCAAAAGUAUCUGAAGUUCCACAAGAAAUGUCUUAAUGAUCGUAAGAGACUAGGAAUCGGUUGCAGUGAGGAAAUGAAUACUCUCUACCGGUUCUGGUCAUAUUUUCUCAGAGACAUGUUCAACAAAUCCAUGUACGAUGAAUUCUGUAAGCUCGCAAUGGAGGAUGCAGCUGCUAAGUAUAAUUAUGGACUAGAGUGUCUCUUCAGAUUUUAUAGUUAUGGGUUGGAGAAACACUUUAGAGAUGAUCUUUAUGAUGAUUUUGAACAGCUUACGCUUGAGUUCUACAAGAAAGGCAAUCUUUAUGGUCUUGAAAAAUACUGGGCAUUUCAUCACUACAGAGAAGAUCGCGGCAGUACCGAGCCUCUAAGGAAGCACCCCGAGUUGGAGAGGCUUCUUAGAGAAGAGUACCGCAGUUUGGAUGAUUUCAGGGCUAAGGAGAAGGCAGACAAGGUGUCCGGGAAAGAGUGUAGCAGCAGCAGAGGUGGUGGUUCCGUUGACUGAGAAAUCACACCAUGGAUAGCCGGGCUGGUGUAGGUUCUAGCUGCUUUACUGUGCCCGAUAAGUCGUCAGCCUCGCCUGUUGACUUACUUUUUGCAGUGGUUCAUAACUACUCCACCCCCGGGAAAAAUGCAAAAAGAAAAAAACCAGAGAGUUGGGUUCAGAGGCCCUGUACAUGCAUACAUGUGGAGAUUUUUGGGAUAUCCUUGCCGGUGGUAAAAAAAGUUGGCCGGGUCAGGAAUUCUUUUCUCUCCAGCCCGGAUUUGUACAUAAGGAGGAUAAGAACUGUAUCUGGAAUUGUGGAAAAUGACCAAUAAGAGAUUUGAAUCUAGGCAAGUCACCAGUUUUCCACUGGAGAUUUGAUA
This is a messenger RNA of Musa acuminata subsp. malaccensis (wild Malaysian banana), 3638 nucleotides long. RefSeq names its product la-related protein 1A. Gene Ontology annotation, biological process: mRNA stabilization. The record is from RefSeq and is a predicted model, not a curated record. Gene Ontology annotation, molecular function: RNA cap binding. Lineage: Eukaryota; Viridiplantae; Streptophyta; Magnoliopsida; Zingiberales; Musaceae.